Molecule: messenger RNA, 501 nt
Organism: Rotaria sordida
Lineage: Eukaryota; Metazoa; Rotifera; Eurotatoria; Philodinida; Philodinidae
Source: the annotation of a GenBank genome assembly
AUGAGUAGACAUUCUAGUGCAUCUGAAUCUAGGAGAUCUGUUGCAUCACGAGCUUCAGAUUUAUCACUAUUAAAUGAUGAUGAAUGUAAACGUAUUUUGACAGUUCUUGAACGUGAUUUUAAUUUACGACAACAAGAACAUAAACGAUUAGAAGAAUUAAAAAAAACUAUUCGACAAGAAACUGAUCGUGUAGAAUAUUUAGCUGGUUCAAAAGAAUUUAAUCUUGAACGUUGCAUAAGAUGUUUUAAACCAUUUCGAUUUUUAUUAAAUCCGAGAAAAACUUGUUCGGAAUGUAAAUUAUUUGUUUGUCCAGAAUGUUCAACAUACACAUCAGAAACAAAAACAUGGGCAUGUAAAGCAUGUUCACAAUUAAAAGAACUCCGAGUUUUAACAUCGGAUUGGUUUUAUAAUCAAACAAGCUGUAAACAUAAACGAUGUGGUAGUUCAAGAGUAGUUCGUGAACUUCAUAAACGUGAAAAAGAGUUGGGUGAGUUUAAUUAA